Hibiscus syriacus is the source of this 2135-nucleotide messenger RNA. RefSeq names its product protein NRT1/ PTR FAMILY 4.3-like. Bases 66 to 1850 code for a protein of 594 amino acids. The record is from RefSeq and is a predicted model, not a curated record. Gene Ontology annotation, cellular component: membrane. The transcript has 3 exons. Gene Ontology annotation, biological process: transmembrane transport. Gene Ontology annotation, molecular function: transmembrane transporter activity. Lineage: Eukaryota; Viridiplantae; Streptophyta; Magnoliopsida; Malvales; Malvaceae.
AAGAAGUCAGCUUUCUGGGUUUUCAGUUUUCACUUCCUUUUUUGCUCUCUGUUAAACACACACAAAUGGAAGAAAUAAGAGCGAGUGACAAAGGAGGAAUCAAAGAACAACAACAAGUGGGCGCAGGUGAUUGGAGAGGCAGGCCUUCAAAUCCAAACAAGCAUGGCGGCAUGACUGCUGCUGCAUUUGUUCUAGGGCUGCAAGCAUUUGAGAUAAUGGGAAUAGCAGCAGUAGGGAACAACCUUAUAACAUAUUUGAUAAAUGAGAUGCACUUCUCCCUGUCAAAAUCAGCCAACAUUGUCACCAACUUUGUCGGAACAAUCUUCCUUUUGUCCCUCCUCGGCGGCUAUCUCUCCGACUCUCAUCUCGGCUGCUUCUGGACCAUCCUCCUCUUUGGCUUCGUCGAGCUCUCCGGUUUCAUAUUACUGUCGGUCCAAGCUCAUCUUCCCCAACUCAAGCCAACAAAGUGCAACAUGUUAACCGAUGGAGACGACUGCGUUGAAGCAAAAGGCUUCAAGGCCUUGAUAUUCUUCGUGGCACUUUACCUGGUGGCACUAGGAAGUGGAUGCGUUAAACCCAACAUGAUUGCUCAUGGAGCUGAUCAGUUCGAUGCUCAAAAUAACCCCACACACUCCAAGAAGCUGUCCACCUACUUCAAUGCCGCCUAUUUCGCCUUCUCCAUGGGCGAACUCGUCGCCUUAACCGUCCUCGUAUGGGUCCAAACUCACGCUGGUAUGGAUGUUGGAUUUGGAGUCUCGGCUGCCGCCAUGGCGAUGGGACUAAUCGUCGUGGUCUCCGGGACAUUGUAUUAUAGAAACAAGCCACCUAGAGGAAGCAUCUUCACCCCCAUUGCUCAGGUGUUUGUGGCGGCCGUGUCGAAGAGGAAACUGAUUUGUACUUCGGCUUCUCGAUUGCAUUCGGAAUCCGAAAAUGUGUUUCGGACACAAAGGUUCGGGUUCUUGGACAAGGCGUGCAUCAAAGUUGAAGAUGGAAGCAAUGCAAAGGAGAAUCCAUGGAGAUUGUGCAGUGUUGCACAAGUGGAGCAAGUGAAGAUAUUGAUUUCCAUCAUUCCGAUAUUUGCCAGCACCAUUGUUUUCAAUACCAUUUUGGCUCAAUUGCAAACGUUCUCGGUGCAACAAGGAAGUGCAAUGGGCACUCAGCUGACCAAAUCUUUCCACAUCCCGCCGGCUUCCCUUCAGUCCAUCCCUUACAUCAUACUCAUCUUCCUAGUCCCGUUGUAUGACAAAUUCUUCGUACCGUUUGCGAGAAAGAUCACCGGUCACGAAUCCGGGAUUUCACCUCUACAUCGAAUAGGGUCCGGUCUUUUCCUUGCAACCUUUUCCAUGAUCGCUGCUGCGCUUAUGGAGAAGAAGAGGAGGGACUCUGCGACGGGUUCGGGCGAAAUAAUUUCCAUCUUUUGGAUCACACCACAAUUUUUGAUCUUCGGACUAUCGGAGAUGCUUACGGCGGUCGGCCUCAUCGAGUUCUUCUACAAACAAUCCUUGCAAGGGAUGCAAUCGUUCCUCCUGGCGAUGACCUAUUGUUCAUACUCAUUCGGGUUUUACUUGAGCUCGGUACUCGUCUCCCUUGUGAAUAACAUCACAUCGACUUCCACGAAAGGCGGUUGGCUUAGCGACAACAAUCUCAACAACGAUAGGCUAGACCUCUUCUACUGGUUGCUAGCAGUCAUUAGCUUCCUCAAUUUCCUAAACUAUCUCUUCUGGUCUAGAUGGCAUUCGUGCAACUCGUCGGCACCGAGGACCAUACAAGACGAAGCAAUCGAGAUUGGGUUGAGCCAUUACAACAUGAUCAAACAUUCAAAAGAUGAUGGAGAUGAAAAUAUACCAUAAAAAAAGGGGUCAUUAUGGGGGAAAUUAUCUACUAGUAUAUUGUGUAGCAUGGAUGAACAAGUAUUGCACCAAGCAAAAAAGGCUAUCUAAGAUGUAUACAAGUUGUGUGAAAAAGGUCUGGAAGAUAUCCGACGUAUAGGUAAAUUUUAGGUAAAGUAGACUGGUUCAUGUGAGUCGCAAGGUGCUCAGUUUAGUUUAAGGGUCCCAAUGGAACACUUAUCAGCUUUGUUCUUGACACAAUUUCAUCUGGAUUCAAUGCAUCCUCCUAAAUGUUAUGACCUUUAA